AUGAUAACAGAAAUGAUGAACCAAGAUGUGUACUUUGCCAAAUUGGCAAGGGUGGUGGGAAGAUUUGAAGAUAUGAGGGAGUAUAUGGAGAAAAUUGCCCGUGAGGCGGCAUCUGAGCAAAAUGAACUAACGACCGAGGAGCACGAGCUCCUUUCGGGCACUUACGAGAACGUUAUUGGAUCUCGACUCGCUGUCUUGAAGAACAUCUCUUCAAUGAUCAAGGAGGAGGUGGACCUGGACAACAGAAAUCAUGGCAUUGCUCGAGCAGAAUCAGGACCAGGAAAUCCAAUUCGUCUGAAUUUGGCACUAAAUUUCUCGAUGUUCUACAUAGAGGCUCUAUGUUCUCCAGAAAUGGCAUGUACUAUAUAUUAUCAAGAAGAACGAGGAAGAACUCGACGACACACGGUAGCCUUCGCCUUGCCCGACUCAUCACUACCCCUUUUUCCAUCGACCGCCCCCGCCGCCACCGCCGUCGUAGAUCCGCGCUCAGAGAUCGCUGAGAGCGACGGCCUCCAGGUCUUGAAGCUGCGUCUCACGCCGCGGCGACGGCCACGGGGCGCCGCGGUGGCAACGUUCCCAAGAGGGGACACCGGCGUCGUCUCCGGCGCAUCCUCCGGCCACAUCGCGACGCACCCGCAUUGGAGCAGAGAGGUGAGUUUCAUCUACACUCCGCCGCGAGGCAAGCGGCAAGCGGCGAGCCAUUAUAUAGGCCUUUCCAACAAAUCUGACUAUGCAUUCCAAAUGCUUCUCCUUCACUCAUUCCCGACAGGGCCGAAGAUCUUCUGUUGCCAUCGGAGGCAUCAUUCAACGAGCAGAGUUCCACCUCUUCGAAGAGAAAACAACAGAGAAAGAUCUGGUAUUGCUGCCGCAAUCUGUGUGGUCGCGGUGAGCCCAGUAUCAGAAUUGGAGCAAUUAAUUAAUGAAUGCCCUGGGCGCCCUCUCUCAUCGGGCGGCGUCCCCUGUGAGGCCACUGUCAUGCAGUGGAGUCUGGCGUUGAGUGUUCAGGCACGGUUGUUGGAAUUGAACUGUUACGGAGCGGAUCCAAGAACUGAAGGAUCAGAUCAGCGCCACCGGCAGAUGUUGAUGCUUUCCUGUCGAGCAGCUACGAGACAAGAGUUAGAUAUCAGAGAUCUGAUGAUCUGGAGGAUAGCGCAGGAUUAA
Messenger RNA from Zingiber officinale, 1161 nucleotides. RefSeq lists its product as uncharacterized. The transcript is spliced from 4 exons. The record is from RefSeq and is a predicted model, not a curated record. Gene Ontology annotation, biological process: signal transduction. Lineage: Eukaryota; Viridiplantae; Streptophyta; Magnoliopsida; Zingiberales; Zingiberaceae. Bases 1 to 1161 code for a protein of 386 amino acids. Gene Ontology annotation, cellular component: cytoplasm.